AUGACAAGUGUUUGGAAGUAUCUUACGGACUUGUAUGCUGCUCAAUCAACUGCUUGUGUUAAGAUCAUAUAUCAACAGAGAGCAGAUGAUGCUGCUGAAACUGCUGAAGUUAGAACAGAGGAUGCUGUGAAGGCUGAUAAAGCAAGAAGAAAAGAAGUUCGACGGCCGAGCCUUCUUGUUUGGAUUGAGAGGAAGAGGCUGAUGUUCGUGGGGGACUCGUUGAGCUUGAAUCAAUGGCAAUCCCUCACUUGCAUGGUUCUCACCGCGGUGCCCGAGGCCAAAUACACUUCGACAACAGUUGCUGGGCUUUCCAACUUCUCAUUCCCAGAAUACGGAGUGCAGUUGAUGUUCUUCCGAGACGCGUUCCUGGUGGACAUAGUGAGCACAAGCACCGGGCGAGCUCUCAGGCUCGACUCUCUCCAAAAUGCCAAGAUUUGGGAGGGCGUCGAUGUGUUGAUAUUCAACUCGUGGCACUGGUGGCUUCAUGUUGGGAGGAAACAACCAUGGGAUUAUAUCCAAGAAGGGAAUAAGACAUAUAAAGACAUGAAUCGCCUAGUGGCCUACGAGAAAGCACUGAACACUUGGGCGAAAUGGGUGGACUCCAGUGUCGACCCAUCGAAAACUACAGUCUUCUAUCAAGGAGUUUCCCCCGACCAUGCAAAGUACGAAUAUUUGUUGAUGCAAAUUCAUUUUAUACAACUCGUAAUUCAUCGAUCCUAUUCAAACCAAGCAGUGCAAGCGACUGGGGAGCCAAAGGCCAAUGCCUGUCUCGACCAGACACGUCCGCUUGCCGUGUCGAGAUACCCAGCCGGCCCGAGCCCCGCGGAAUUAGUAGCAGAGAAGGUGAUAAGGUCGAUGACGUACCCGGUCCGUCUGCUCAACGUCACUUAUCUCUCGCAGUUCAGAGUAGAUGGACACCCAUCAGUGUAUGGCUUCGGAGGGCACAGGAACAUGGAUUGCAGCCACUGGUGUCUUCCUGGUGUUCCCGAUACUUGGAAUUUGAUCCUUUAUCGGUCCCUAGUAGCUAACAACUUUUGA
Messenger RNA from Eucalyptus grandis, 1038 nucleotides. RefSeq names its product protein trichome birefringence-like 43. The record is from RefSeq and is a predicted model, not a curated record. The transcript is spliced from 5 exons. Gene Ontology annotation, cellular component: Golgi apparatus. NCBI's taxonomy places the organism in Eukaryota, Viridiplantae, Streptophyta, Magnoliopsida, Myrtales, Myrtaceae. Gene Ontology annotation, molecular function: O-acetyltransferase activity. Bases 1 to 1038 code for a protein of 345 amino acids.